This is a messenger RNA of Lytechinus variegatus (green sea urchin), 3000 nucleotides long. RefSeq names its product sedoheptulokinase-like (gene shpk). NCBI's taxonomy places the organism in Eukaryota, Metazoa, Echinodermata, Echinoidea, Temnopleuroida, Toxopneustidae. The transcript is spliced from 3 exons. Gene Ontology annotation, biological process: cellular response to lipopolysaccharide; carbohydrate metabolic process. Gene Ontology annotation, cellular component: cytosol. Gene Ontology annotation, molecular function: sedoheptulokinase activity. The record is from RefSeq and is a predicted model, not a curated record. Bases 139 to 1572 code for a protein of 477 amino acids.
UCAUGGCACACGCCCACUUCGGACAGCAGUCAGGUAGACUAGUCAAACUUCAAAGUACUAAUUUAUUAUUUUUCAGGCAUCAAGAAAUCUCAUUUUAAUUUCAUUUGAACUCUGCAUGAAUGAUAGAUAUUAAGAACUAUGGAUGUGAGGUCUGUAGACACAAAACUUGGUAUCGAUUUAGGUACAACCUCUGUCAAAUUGUCGCUGAUCAAUGGCACAAGCCGCGAGGUAUUGUUUGCCGUCGCCCGUCCAACAGCGGCCAGGACUGUAGGCGUGGAGAGCCCACCGUUGUCUGAUGAACAGGACGUGAAGAAAAUUUUCAUCACUAUUCAAGCAUGUAUAAACGAUCUAGCACAGUUUUAUUCCGCAUGCGAUGUUACUUACAAAUUGAAGGCUGUUGGUGUAACAGGACAGAUGCAUGGAAUUGUUUUUUGGAGAUCUGACUUGACAAUCGAUGACAUUGUGAAAGAAAAAGAUGAUGGAAUUGAGAGCCAGGAGAAAUACAGUAAUCUAUUUACCUGGCAAGAUGGGAGAUGCACUCCUGAAUUUCUAGCUGAAUUACCAUCCCCUGACUCACACCUUAGGUUAGCUACAGGUCAUGGAUGUGCUACUGCUUUCUGGCUCCAGAGAAACAGCUCACAUUUUGUUCAGAGAUUUGAUCGAGCUGGAUCAAUCAUGGAUAUGUUUGUGACAUUGAUAUGCGGGAUAGAGACUCCUAUUAUGUCAACACAGAAUGCAGCAAGCUGGGGUUAUUUCAACUGCAAAACAAAUACAUGGAAUUCUCAAAAGCUGUCACGUGCUGGGUUCCCAGUUCAUCUUCUUCCUGAAGUGAGAGAUCCUGGUAGUAUUGCAGGUCAAAUCAACAGAUGUAGUUGGUGUGAUGGUGUAUUACCUGAAGGUGUUGAUGUAGGAGUCGGGAUGGGAGACCUUCCAUGUAACAUGCUACCAGUCUUACAGACACCAACUCAUGGAGUGAUAAGCAUCAGUACAUCUGCUCAGAUUGUUACUACCACUUCACCUGGUUUCACUCCAACGGCAUCGGACGGCUCAUCCCCCAUUGAGUACUUCCCAUAUUUUGACAGGAAGUUCCUCUCUGUAGCUGCUUCACUAACAGGAGGUAAUGUCCUUGCCCACCUGGUGACUACACUCCAGGAGUGGCUGAGUGCUUUAGAUUUACCCCAAGCAUCCGAUAAAGAUAGAUUAUUCUCAAUAAUGAUUGACUCGGGUUUGAAAUGCAAGGAUACCACGCUUGAGGUUGAUCCAGUCCUUGGAGGAGAACGGCAUCAGCCAAACAGAAGGGGUUCGGUGUCCAACAUUGGGUUCGAGAACCUAUCUCUUGGUGACAUCUUCAGGGCCACUUGCAGAGGUAUUGCAAAUAACCUCAGCAGAAUGUGUCCUGCAGAAGAGAUGGUUUUCAAGGGAGUGACACAGGUUGUUGGGUGUGGCAGUGCCCUGCUUCGUAACCCGGUACUCAAGGAAGAAGUUGAGAAAGUAUUUCAGAGUUUGCCAUUUGUGUAUAGUGAUAAGGGUGAUGCAUCAUUAGGAGCAGCAUUAGCAAUGUGUACAGAUUAAAUCAGUUAAUACACUGCUUUUUUAUCACUUUUACUUUUUCCUGGUGAUGUUCAACAUUGUGGGAAAAUUAGUUGUCUUGGUGGAGCAUAAAGGUAAAGAGAACCGAGAAACAAAGAAUUACAAAAGAAUACACAGAUGCUCUGUAGCCUUUGAUGGCAACCUAUGAUGCCGCCAGUUUCAUGCGAAUAUUAAAAAGUGAUCUGUGUUGAAAAUAGAUAACUGGGAUAUUUCCAUUUUUAUUUGAGCAUGAAACAUAGAUAUUGAACACAUGAUGAAAUAUACAUCAAAGGCGUAUUGUGUGUCAUGAAAUUGGGCGAAAUGUUGUAUAUCGUUUAAAAUGUGGUAAAACCUAAUGAUUUGACGUUUUUACAAAAUCCCACAAACCUCCACAGCAGCUCAAUGAAAUGGUCGCCUGGUAUAUUAUAAGCUUUCUCAAAGGAUUUAUUUAAAAAGGAAAUGGUUGUAAAAUGAAAUGCUUUGCAUAAAAUGGAAGCAUUUUUGUUUCAUACAAACAAUUCACUAGUUUCUAGAAUAACUGUACCAAACCUGAGUGAAGUUGAAAAGUAAUUGUCAAUUUUCUAUGCUUCUACAGGCUGCGAUAAAUCUGUUAUGAAAGCCCAGACAAUAUUUGUCAAUCUGUCAUCUUUCUCCAGAAAAUAUAGUGUUUUUUCAAAGCAACAAAGAUGUUUCUAUAAAUACUGCACUCUGAGAUUAAGUGGAUUUAAAGGGCAAAAUAAAACAAACAUAGAACUAAAAAUCAUAUUGUAUAAUCGGAUAUAAACUGUCAAAUUAUCAACCUUUUUUUUAUUUUGCACUGUUUUGAAAGAAAGUAUACUUAUGUCUAUAUCAAUAUGAAUCUAUAUUAAUAGAGUGAUUUAGUAUUUCAUUAAAUAACAAUUAUUUUUAAAUGUUAUGCAAAAAUGUAGUGCAUGGUCAAGUUCUUCAAUUAAUGUGUUGAAUCAUCCUUACAAUUCCAACUUUUGAUCCACGUUCAUGAAAAAUAUUGCAGGAUGUCAUAUAUAAUGGUAAUGAAAAAGUUGACUUUUGAGUUAUAACAGCAUCAUCUCUUUCUCUUGCAUGCACAUCACAUUCUUAGGAAAUACAAAAGUACUAAAAUAAUCUUUCCUUUCUUAUUCACUUUUACUAUUACUGUUUUUGAAAUAAACUGUGCAUGGAAUAAUACCCUCACACUGUACAUGUAAGUCCACGCUAGUAAAAGAGAAUAAAAGGAGAAAUAUCAUACGAGCAUAACACUCAAAACAUCAUAAUCGAUAUAAAAUAGGAACGCUAUGACAUUUCAAAAUUUCACUUAAUUUCAUAUUGAUAAAUGCACAUUAUGGUCGUUACAGGAGUUAGAAACACCAUUUAUGUCUUAGUAAUUUUUCUUACAGUAUGUGCUUUGCUUUAUGAAAUAUGAAAUAUAUUUGC